AAAAGUGUAAUGUAAUAGACAGAACCAUUUUAAUAUUUAAUUUUUUCUCAUUAAUAAUUUUAUCAAAAUUUACAAAUAUGACUGAUUUUUUUGAAAAUUCAUUGCCGAAAAUUGAUAAUUCUAUAGCAUUUAUUGAUAAUGAUAAUUCGAUAAUUGAUAAUUAUGAAAAAUCAACAGAUGGAGAAGAAAAAAAAAGUCAACACGAAACAGAAUUAAAAUUAAAUAAAAGUGAUAAAUUGUUAAACAAAUCUCCACAAGCAGACGAGUGGUAUAGAAUUUUUCAAACAAUAUUAUUCAUUAUCACAGUUUUGGGUCUCAGUUAUCAUGGAUUUCAUUAUGGUCGUAGCGAAUAUAAUUUACAGGAAAAUAGAAGAUCAACAAAUGGUUUUUUAGCCGCUCAUAAAAAAGUUGUUACCAUAAUUUUGGGAUAUACAAUUCCUUAUUCUGUUAUUUCAUCCAUCGCUGCUCUUAUGCUUACAUUUUCACUUGUUUCAAAGAGGCCUCACUGGAGUUUACCUUCGAUAAUUAUUUCCAUGUCAGACCUCGUCUGCGACGUGGGUGAUGCUUUGAUGGCCUCAUGGCUCUUUUUUACAAAUCUUCCAUUUUCAUCUGCACUUUUUUAUUCUACCUGCAUAAUCUCCAUAAUUUUAGGUGAAUUUUGGGUUUGGCUUGGAGUUUUGCGACUUUAUGAAUCUAGAGCAUUCAAGUAAAACAAACAAAUUCUUCCUGAUUAAGAAAUUAAUUUUUUUUUAAUACGUUUUACAUAG
Leptopilina boulardi is the source of this 767-nucleotide messenger RNA. RefSeq lists its product as uncharacterized. The record is from RefSeq and is a predicted model, not a curated record. Lineage: Eukaryota; Metazoa; Arthropoda; Insecta; Hymenoptera; Figitidae. The coding region runs from base 78 to 710 and encodes 210 amino acids. The transcript is spliced from 4 exons.